This is a messenger RNA of Daktulosphaira vitifoliae (grape phylloxera), 1866 nucleotides long. RefSeq lists its product as uncharacterized. The transcript has 3 exons. NCBI's taxonomy places the organism in Eukaryota, Metazoa, Arthropoda, Insecta, Hemiptera, Phylloxeridae. The record is from RefSeq and is a predicted model, not a curated record. The coding region runs from base 329 to 889 and encodes 186 amino acids.
GUGGAACAUGGUCAUGUUCUUUUAUCAAAAUUUCAAUUAUUCUUUCUAUCAUAUGCAAAACUUAAAAGGGUUUACAGCAAUGAGAAUACUUAAAACUUAAAAGUGUCCUAUUAAUAGGUACUAAAAUUAGCAUUUUUUAUACGGGACCUUUUUAUCUAUGUUUUGAAGACAGUAUUAGCCAUUGAAUUGAACUGUCCGAGUGCACUACCAGUUUUAAUUAACAUAUAAUAUUCACGAGUUGAACGUUAAAUAUAAUACUCAAUUAAAAAAAAAAAAAUAUUUUGAAUUUUAAAAUUUAUUAUUUAUAAAAUUUUGAAUUUAAAUCACAAUGAAAAAUUGGAGUGAUUUGGUAAAAUUAAUGUACUUUGUAUUGAUAUGCAUUUAUUCAAAUACAGAAGCAGCUCCUACUUCUAAUGAAAAUAACGAAGUCCCAGUUUCGUUUCCGCGGUCGGUAACCGAAUUGAUCGAAUGGGAACCAUUUAAUGAGAUAUGGAAAAAAGCAAUCGAGACUGAAAUGAUGAAACAAGUAGGCGACAAUCAGGGAACAGUUAAAUCCAACAUGAUAGGCGACUUUAUGAUUUCCGAAAAGGGACAAAGUGGCACUUGCGACCUUAUGGCUCAAGGAAUGACACAGAUGAGUGGAUCUAUGCCUGGUUUGGGUCCACUGACUACAUUUACUAGUUCCGAUAAUUUUUCUCAUGCCAUGUGUGAUGUAACCAAGCAAUCUAUGACUCAAGCUGGUACUGGUAUGAAUGGAUUAUACCGCCACUCAAAUGAUGAAAAAGUUGACAUUACUAAAGUUGUCAAUGAAUAUAUUAGAUCAAAAUAUCACGAGAAUGCAAAAAAAAAACUAGCAAAACUGUUUCGAUGUGUAACCUUUAAAUCCUAGUUUCCUAUGAGUAUUUUAUUAUUAUAAGCUUUUUUUUUUUAACUUUUACUAAGCAUUUACUGUACUAAGAUAUCUUACACGUUAAUGGUUUAUACUGUUAUUAUUAUAGUUCAUUUUUAAUCUAAAUAUUACUAAAGUUUUUUUCAAGCUAUUUAUGGAAUUUCAAAAUCUUUAAAUAAUUAUAAAAAAAUAAUAUGAACCUACCUGAUUUUAAAUAAAUAUUCGUUAUGUAAUAAAUAAGAUUGAUUUUUAACAUUAGUGCGUAAUUACUUUAUUGUACCUAGUAACCAGACGUAAAUCAUAGAUCACUUGCAGGGAAGUUAAUGUAAAAUUAAACAAAAUUAAAAUCUUUCGUUUAACGAAUUUACGUGACACACUUAUAUAGAGUGUACAGUAAGUAAGGAAACAGGUUCCUUACUUACUGAACACUUUGUAUAUUGUUUACGAGGCCCAAGGUCCGUUUUAAAUUUACUCCUUUAUACAUCGAAAAUAAAUAUUUUUUAUGCGAUUCAUCUAACAAUAAGUGUAGAUAAAUGAAAAAUAAAAAAAAUUGUUAUUAAAUUAGAUUUUAUAAUUAUUUUUACAAAUAUUUAAAAAACAGUCAUAAAUUCAUACUGGUAUUUUCAUAAUUCGAUUACUGAAUACAUAACAUUUAUAAACAAUUUGUCGUACAAGUGUUGUUAUUUAAUGAUCCUUUUUUUAUUUUUUAUUUGUGAUACGUUUGUUCGGUUUAAUAUUUAGUUAACAUAUCUAACAGUUUCAUUUCUAAAUAAAAAUCUCGUUUUUUCAAACAAUAUAAGUUUGUAUUAUAAGUAAUAUGCUAUUUAUCUUACCUUAGUAAUUUUAACUUAUUAUAUAAAAAAUGGUUAAAAAUUAUGAAUGAUUUUGUAAGAAAUUAUUACAAUUAUUUUUGAUUAGGUUCUCAGUUUAUUUAAACUCGUGAUGUAUUAAUACAUCUGUUAUUUAACUACAAUAAC